Messenger RNA from Lepus europaeus (European hare), 1504 nucleotides. RefSeq names its product apoptosis enhancing nuclease (gene AEN). The transcript is spliced from 5 exons. The record is from RefSeq and is a predicted model, not a curated record. NCBI's taxonomy places the organism in Eukaryota, Metazoa, Chordata, Mammalia, Lagomorpha, Leporidae. Gene Ontology annotation, molecular function: nucleic acid binding; exonuclease activity. Gene Ontology annotation, cellular component: nucleus. Bases 211 to 1212 code for a protein of 333 amino acids.
GCAUGCGGGAGCUGCGGCGGCCGGGCCUCCACGUGCGGGCGGAGUCGACUCCGGGCCGGUGGGUGAGCAGAAGCCCAGGCCUCCCUCCUCCGGGAAGCCCUCCGAGACCGGCCUGCGCCGUUUCCAGCGCAGUCCCUGACGGAGGCGCCUGCGGCUUCCGCGUCCGCUCGGGGUCCAGCGCCCUCGUGCCUGCCCAGCCGGCCUUGCGCGAUGCCGCUGCCCCAAGGCAGGAGCACGUCCCAGGCCUCCCUUGUCCAGAGCCAUGAGCUGAUGGGGACGGAGCCCCGGGAGGCCCCGGAUUCUGCCCCGUGCCUGUGCCCGAGCCUUGGUGGCCUGAAUGCUAAGGACGGGCUUCGGAGCCGGCACAAGAGGAGGAGCCGGCAGCACCAGCGGUUCAUGGCGCGGAAGGCCCUGCUGCAGGGGCAGGGGCUGCUGAACCUGCCCCCGGAGCCAGAGCCGCUGCCGGGCACCCAGGCUCCUGACAGCCAGGGGCAGCACCCAGGGGCCGGCUCGGGCUGUGCCCCAUGCAGUAGGAAGCCCACCCGCAAGGAGGCCGCGGGACUCUUGCCCAGCAAGUGUGUGGCCAUUGACUGCGAGAUGGUGGGCACGGGACCCCGGGGGCGGGUGAGCGAGCUGGCCCGCUGCUCCGUGGUGAGUUACCACGGCGACGUGCUCUACGACAAGUACAUCCGGCCGGAGAUGCCCAUCACAGACUACCGCACACGCUGGAGCGGAGUCACCCGGCAGCACAUGCGCAAGGCCAUCCCCUUCAAGGAGGCCCAGAAGGAGAUCCUGAAACUCCUGAAGGGGAAGGUGGUGGUGGGGCACGCCCUGCACAACGACUUCCAGGCCCUCAAGUACGUGCACCCUCGGAGCCAGACCCGGGACACCACGUACGUCCCCAGCCUCCUCAGCCAGCCCAGCCUCCACGCCCGGGCCCGGGUCUCUCUCAAGGACCUGGCUCUGCAGCUGCUGCACAGGAGGAUCCAGGUGGGCCGGCACGGGCACUCGUCUGUGGAAGAUGCCACAGCGGCCAUGGAGCUCUACCGACUGGUGGAGGCACAGUGGGAGCAGCAAGUGGCCAGCGGCCUCCAGGCCCACCGUGAGGACGGGGACCCUGACAGCAGCACUGACAUGGAGCAGUACAUGGAAGACCAGUACUGGCCUGCGGACUUGGCCCAGGGCCCCAGAGGAAAAGCUGGGGAGGAGUGAAGCUGUAGAAGGAGGACCGAGGGACUAGGGCAGGGCCUGGCCGUGUCCUGUCUCCCGCCCGUGGCACAGCCCUGUCUCCAGUCCCUGGACUCACUCGUGGCACUUUACACCCUCCAGGAAAUGGCGAGCGGAUGGCCCCCUGGGGCCUAGCACGCCAGUCCCUGGCCUUCCCCACCCCCACAUCUGAGGUCACCAGCAGGUGCCGCCCACCGGGCUGUCAUCUUCCUUGGGGCACAGGUGGGGUGAGCACCCAUCUGUGGUCAAUGAGUGGAAUAAACAGAGCUGGAGUUGA